AUGACUACAGCAGCACCUGUUGCAAGCAGUUCGGCUAAUGUAUCACCACCUCCAGCUGUGUGUUAUAACACAUGUAACAAUGUAUACAUUGCAGCGUUGAAAACUGGCAAGACACCAGCAUUAUGUGCACCCGAAUCAGAGUUCGAAACUGGCUACAGUGCUUGCCAAGCAUGUGUCGAAGCAAAUAGCGAUGUUGACGCGAACGCAGGAGCAAAUGUAUACGCUACGUUUGCGCAGUUCAUUGACUAUUGCGCGUCGCAAGUCACAAUCUCGGGUGUAGCAGGAAAUACUACGAUGGCGACGAUCUCAAGUUCCGGUAGCCAGUCGUUCUCUUCACUACCUUCUUCGCUCCCACCUUUCACGAAUGCUGUUUCUAGUCUUACCGUCAGUCCUUCUGGGUCGGCAUAUUCAACUGUCACAGCCAUCAAUACUGAGCUUGUUCCAUUAUUCAAUGGAAGCACAAUAACUCUAACUAUCACGAAUCUGAUAACCCUACGGAGUCAACCAAGUAUCGCUUCGUCCUCUGCUGCAACGGUGCCAACGGAAACACAAUCCGAAGCGUCACCUGACCAUGCGCAAUUUUAUGGCAUACUUUUCGGAUCGAUUUUUGGCGGUUUAUCAGUAAUCAUCUUUAGCUAUUGGAUCUACAGGAGAUUUUGGAGGCGCCAACUCUUGCGGAGAUCAACAGAUAGCGAUACUGCUGCUGGCAAAAAUGAUAAUGAGAAGGCACAAUUACAUUCGGACUGUGUACCUUCAACUUCUAUAGACCCUCAAGAGAUGGAUGGAUCGCCCAGAGGUCCCAUCGCAGAAUUACAAGCUGUAGAGCCGGUGGGCGCAGAGUUGACAUGA
Messenger RNA from Sclerotinia borealis F-4128, 849 nucleotides. The record is from the annotation of a GenBank genome assembly. NCBI's taxonomy places the organism in Eukaryota, Fungi, Ascomycota, Leotiomycetes, Helotiales, Sclerotiniaceae.